CCCAACAAAAACAUCAAUCUCGCCGGAAAAUUCUCAGAUUCCGGCAACUCUAAACUAUGUCGUCGGAUAUUCCGUGUUGCGGAACCACGUUCUCGCUCUACGUCGUGAUAAUCAUAGCUCUUGUAGCGUUCGCUGGUUUGAUGGCUGGUUUAACUCUCGGUCUCAUGUCUCUUGGAUUAGUCGACCUCGAAGUUCUCAUCAAAUCUGGUCGUCCUCAAGAUCGAAUCAACGCCGGUAAGAUAUUUCCAGUGGUGAAGAAUCAGCAUCUGUUGCUUUGUACACUUUUGAUCGGAAACUCUAUGGCUAUGGAGGCUUUACCAAUAUUUUUGGAUAAAAUUGUGCCUCCAUGGUUAGCUAUUCUUCUUUCAGUGACUCUUAUACUGGUGUUUGGAGAGAUAAUGCCACAAGCAGUUUGUACUCGAUAUGGACUCAAGGUUGGAGCGAUAAUGGCUCCUUUUGUUCGUGUUCUUCUUAUAUUGUUCUUUCCUAUUUCAUAUCCAAUCAGCAAGGUUCUUGAUUGGAUGUUGGGUAAGGGACAUGGUGUUCUUUUACGGAGAGCAGAGCUGAAGACAUUUGUGAACUUCCAUGGAAAUGAGGCUGGGAAAGGUGGAGAUCUAACAACCGAUGAGACUUCUAUCAUCACAGGUGCACUUGAAUUAACUGAAAAGACAGCAAAAGAUGCAAUGACUCCCAUAUCGAAUGCAUUUUCCCUUGAGCUUGAUACACCUCUUAAUUUGGAAACUUUGAAUACAAUAAUGUCAGUUGGUCAUAGCAGAGUUCCUGUUUAUUUCAGAAAUCCGACACACAUAAUUGGGCUCAUUCUGGUUAAAAAUCUUUUGGCAGUUGAUGCCAGAAAGGAAGUUCCUCUGAGAAAAAUGUCCAUGAGAAAAAUUCCGCGUGUCUCUGAGACAAUGCCACUAUACGAUAUCCUAAAUGAGUUCCAGAAGGGUCACAGUCACAUAGCAGUUGUUUACAAGGAUCUUGACGAGCAGGAGCAAUCUCCCGAAACAAGUGAAAAUGGUAUUGAACGCAGAAAGAACAAGAAAACGAAAGACGAACUUUUUAAGGACAGUUGUAGGAAACCAAAAGCUCAGUUUGAGGUAUCAGAGAAGGAAGUAUUCAAAAUUGAAACCGGAGAUGCAAAAUCCGGCAAGAGUGAGAACGGUGAGGAGCAGCAGGGGAAAACAAGUCUAUUGGCUGCUCCAGCUAAGAAGCGACAUAGAGGCUGUUCAUUCUGCAUUUUGGAUAUUGAGAAUACUCCCAUACCUGAUUUCCCUACCAAUGAAGAGGUUGUAGGAGUUAUCACCAUGGAGGACGUUAUCGAAGAGCUUCUUCAGGAAGAGAUCCUUGACGAAACCGAUGAGUAUGUAAACAUCCACAACAGGAUAAGAGUCAACAUGCAUGCUUCUCAGGAGAAUUUACCAAGUGUAAUAACCUCGAUCACGCAAUCAUCAUCGGGUUCCACUAGUCCCAACCAAACAUCUCAUAUGGCCACACCAGAUUCAAGUCCUACAACAAAGCCAUCAAGUUCAAGUCCCACAAGAAAACCUUCAGUAUCAAGUCCUACGAGAAAGCCUUCAGAUUCUUCCCACUCCAUGGCACCAAAACAUGAAGAGUCCACCCAAACUUUAUGAUAUAUCAUAUAUAAGUGAAGAAGAUAGAUAGUUAUAUAUUCUUAAAAGAUCGUUUGUCUGUGUUUGAGAUUAAGACUGGUUAAUAGUUUCUUUGUACGUAAAGAAAAGGAUGGAUCUUUU
This is a messenger RNA of Arabidopsis arenosa, 1754 nucleotides long. NCBI's taxonomy places the organism in Eukaryota, Viridiplantae, Streptophyta, Magnoliopsida, Brassicales, Brassicaceae. The record is from the annotation of a GenBank genome assembly.